UGGGGGACAUUCCUGACUCCCUCUGACAGCUUUCCAACUCUCCCCACGCCUUCUCCAGGUGCCCGCCAUCGUGAGGUGCAUCCACCAGGUGCUCAUGACCAAUGAAUCUGCUGAGCACAGGCUGGAGAGGACCCUGCUGGAUCUCACCGAGGCACAGCCCGACGAUGUGGUCAUUACUCUCCUGCGUGUGGCCCCAACGUGUGACAGAGCUGCAAUGACCAUAUGGAAGAGGAUCUUGUGCUCGCCCAGGACUGCACAGAGGGCACUCCUGAUACUCCUGGAUGUGCUGGGGGACUGGCCAGAGUACAGCAGGUGCACCUCGGAUUGGAAGACCACGGGUGUCUUUGCCCUGGCUGCAACUGUGGUGAUGUGGAAGAUCCUCCAGGUGCCCUGCUGGCCAGAAGCUUUAACAGUGUAUUUCCCCCAGCUCUUUGUGCAUCUGCUCCUCCAAGUGUUCUUCAGCACAGAACAGAUGCCAGAGGAGGGCUGGAACUUCUGGAAGAGAUGCCAGGAAGAACACGGCUUUGCCACCAGCCCCAACAGGUUUGCAGUGCAGACCCUCAAGUCUCUCCUCUGCCAAAUGCACCAUGAGGAAGCCGUGCUGUCAAUGGAACGCAAGUGUGGCUGGGACACGCUGCUGUGUGCUGACACCCACCACAUGCUGUGGGUCUGCUGGCCAGGUGAGACCCCCUUCUCCCCACUGCAUCUGGCAUUUCUGCCCUGGGCCCAGGGCCUGGCCCAACACCGUCCCCGUGCUUGUGGGCCAGAGGGCCUUGUUAGCAAGGGAUGGCCAAGCAGACUGGGAAAAGGCUGGGAGAGGAAAGAUCCCACAAGGAGCUGCCUCCCAAGGAGCCCAUGUCCAUUCACAUCCUUGGGGAGAAAGACCAGGCCCAUGGGAGUGAGUCCCCUGGCAGAGAUUUGCUCAGGGUCCUGGUCCCAUUUUUACCCUGCCAGGGAGAUGCGCCACGCUUCUCUAGGGUUGUGUUCCAGAAUUGCAUUGCACUUCCUCUGGCUGCUCAGCACACAAGAGCCACGCUGGGAUCUGCCUGCCCUGGCAUUCCUUGUGGAGAUCCCGGAGUACCUGGACUCCAGUGAAUGCAGUGACAGUGUUGUGCAGGUCUCCUCAAGGUGCCUGCAGAGCGAGUGCAGGGAGAGGCGUCACCUGGCGCUCAGGGCCCUUCUCAAGUUCAUUGACCAUCCCUCCAUGGCGAAAAAAAUGUGGAGCCUGACUGAAACACUCAUGGAGCUACUUCAGGACAAGGAUGCAGACAUAAUUGGGAUGUCACUCAUCAUACUCAGCUUCAUAUUCACCUACAAAUACAUUGUGGUACCCAGCCCCAUUGCCCUGCAGCUGGCUGAGGCGCUCCUGCCGCUCUUUGACCACGAGAAUAGCCAGGUCCAGCUGCUCUCUAUAGGGCUCUUCCAAGUUACAGUGGAUUUUUUGGGAAGGGGAAGAAAUCCUUUGGAGAUGCCUGUGCGCCAGAGCCUCCUGCCCCUGUUCUUCCAUUGCCAUGAUGAGAACCAGCGUGUGGCAGAGGCCUCCCUGGAAACGCUGCAUUGUGCAGCCAAGUUCCUGAAGAGGAGGGAUCUCCAGAAGCUGGAACAGGAGAACCUGUGGAUGUUGGGCGACAUCCUGCUGGCACAGGACAGGAGCCGAGCGGCCGAGCACCUGCGCCGGGCCCUGCCGUACCUGCAGAGCCCACAGGAGUCCCUGCGAGCGGCGGCCAUCAGGUUCAUCGGUGAGCCCCGAGCCCGGGCUCCCUCCCCGCCCCGCCGCAGCUCGGCCCCGGCCCCGACUGCUGCCCCGGCAGCGGCACCCGGGCCCG
Molecule: messenger RNA, 1826 nt
Organism: Cyanistes caeruleus (blue tit)
Lineage: Eukaryota; Metazoa; Chordata; Aves; Passeriformes; Paridae
Source: RefSeq, a predicted model, not a curated record